AGAAGGUGGUCCUCCUCCCUGGGGUGAAAAACACCGUCCAGAUUCAGGAGUGCGACUAGACAACUGUGGGAAGUUUCUCAACACUUUCAGACGCUUACUAAACAAACUACCAGAACCGGUAGUUAGGCUGACGAAUUGCCAUCGAGGUUGGCGGCGGAUUUUUGCGGUGUUUGAGUCGGGAACUGAAGUUGGGAAAGUGUGGGGUGAAAAUGGAGAGCCCAGCUGAGUGAGAGUGAGGCAGAGUGGGGUGAGGAGGCUGGAUUUGGCAGGAGCUGCUGCUAACAGGCUAAUUAGCAUGGUCACACACUUCUCCGCGUCACUCCUUCACAGCCAACAAUUCUCCCUGGGGGUUGAUGCUGUUUAAUCAAGACUGUUGCUGACUCUGAAGCUUCUCCUAAUGGAUCAAAGGACAGACGAUGGCUGCGUUUUCCCUGGAAGUUCUGCAUGAGUCCUGAGGAUAACGUUUUCGGAGAGGCUUCCUGUCCCAGGCAAACACCUCAUUCAUCGAAUCAAUUGUUCUGUGCUGUUGGCUUCUGUAGGGUUUGUACUAAUGCAGUCUUGUUUAAUGGGAGCCUGGUAGGUUCCUGAAAGGCUUUUGGGUUUUCUUGGACAGCCAAGAGAGCUGCGCCAAAAAAAGAACAGCACAAAGAACAACAACAAGUAAUCCUGACUGAAUACACUCAUUUAUGGGCUGUAUUGAGGUGUCGUAUUCAUGAAACGCAGCUGCUGAGGCCAGCUCACCUGGACUUGGAUGGGAGUGAUCAGCCUCAUUUAUGAACGUCGGUUUGAGCUUGGGUACAGCCUGGAUGUCAUCGGCCUGUUGAAUCAGCUGUUGCGGUGAUGAGGCAGGACUCCUGGUGGCCUGUGUGGCUGGCUGGGCAGUGGCCCGAGGUGAUGUGAUGGGGUGCCGGAACAGCAAGGUCCUCCCUGAGCCUCCAGGGGAUGUUCAGUUGGAUCUGGUCAAAAAGGUUGAUCCUCAGCCUCCUCAGACGGAUAUUUAUAAGCACUUCAUACGAGGGGAUGGCACUGGAAGCAAGACUGGCGAGGCUGGAGGCGUGGCAGCUGAAAAGCCUGACCACUCUUGCGCAUAUCAAUGCCAAGCACAGGCUGCCACUCCCACUUCCGCUUCAGCUCUGAUUCCUAAAGACCCCUCCAAAUUGUCGCACCCACAGCGAAAGAAGGUGGCGAAGUACCGAGCCAAGUUUGACCCCCGAGUCACGGCUAAGUAUGAGAUAAAAGCCCUCAUAGGUCGUGGGAGUUUCAGCCGAGUUGUCCGGGUGGAGCACAAGAGCACGCGGCAGCCGUACGCCAUCAAGAUGAUCGAGACCCGUUACCGCGAGGGCAGGGAGGUGUGUGAGUCAGAGCUGUGCGUCCUGCGUCGGGUUCGUCACACCAACAUAAUCCAGCUGAUGGAGGUGUUUGAGACGGCAGAGCGUGUCUACAUGGUCAUGGAGUUGGCCACAGGAGGGGAGCUCUUUGACCGCAUCAUUACUCGCGGUUCCUUCACAGAGCGAGACGCCACCCGGGUGCUGCAGAUGGUGCUGGACGGCGUCAAGUAUCUCCACGCUUUGGGGAUCACUCAUCGGGACCUGAAGCCAGAGAAUCUGCUGUACUACCACCCUGGAGCCGACUCGAAGAUCAUCAUCACCGACCUCGGUUUGGCUAGCAGCCGGAAGAAAGGAGACGAGUGUCUGAUGAAGACCACCUGCGGCACACCGGAGUACAUCGCCCCAGAGAUCCUAGUUAGGAAGCCCUACACAAAUGCCGUGGACAUGUGGGCAUUGGGGGUAAUAUCGUACAUCCUGCUGAGCGGAACCAUGCCCUUCGAGGACGAUAACCGCAUGAGGCUCUACCGGCAGAUUCUGAAGGGGAAGUAUAGCUUUUCUGGAGAGCCGUGGCCCAGCGUGUCCAACCUGGCCAAAGACUUUGUCGAGCGGAUUCUGACAGUGGACCCCAGCGAGCGGCUGACGGCAGGCCACGCCCUCAAGCAUCCCUGGAUUGUCAGCAUGGCGGCGGCCUCCUCUAUGAAGAACCUGCAGCGCUGCAUAUCUCAGAACCUCUUGAAACGCGCCUCGUCGCGCUGCCAUAGCACGAAGUCAGCCCAGUCCACGCGCUCCAGCCGCUCCACCAAGUCCAACAAAGCUCGCAGGGUGCGAGAGAAGGAGCUGCGCGAGCUGAACCGUCGCUAUCAGCAGGAGUAUAACGGCUGAAAGCUCUGCUGCGGCCCUUUGACUCAGAAACGUUUGGUCUCAGAAAUGACUGAAAGAACAUUCCCAAUCGUAAAAAGCCAAAAACACCUGAAAGGUGGUGCUUUGCUACAAACAUUCCUACCAGUUCAAUGUGCUGAAACAAGAAGUGAAGACUAUAAAUCGAAAAACUGAAGAUGCAGGUUGGAUCAUUUGGUUGUUUCUUCUUCACCUGUGUCACUAUUUAUUUAUUGUUGUGACAAUAAAUCUCCAUUCAAACGGUCGCUGGGUAAUGACCUUCCAAAUGGAUGUGUUGAACAGAGUUCUGGACAUUGAUGUUUCUAGGAAGCAAUGGGGUGAUUCUCACGAACAUGGUCCGACUCGUAGCAAAAAUUAAAAAACAUUAUAUACACACAAAAACACUCACUCUUUAUAAAAUGGAUACUAAUUUUACUAUUCACUGUAAAAUUAUAAUCUAUAUGCACAUUUUCUAGGUAUUUUUAAACAUUUUAUUCUAACUUUGAGCAAAUAAAUUCAUUACCGUAACACAAUUUCCAUGAAGAAAUUUGAAACCACAAAACUUUUUUUUCACAUUUUUUGGACACCAAGGACUUCAGUGUGCACAGAGAGACGGAUAUAAUCAAAAAUAGGCAUUUCUAGCUAAAUGUUUUAUUUUACUGCAAAAAAUAAUUUCAUCACCGUAACAGUGAUGCAAAUUUCAAAGUUAAUUUUGAUUGUAAUUUUGUAUCAAAUCAUUACAUUGAAAAAACAAUAUAACCAUAGUAUAAAGGAUCUGGCACAUUUCAUCAAGGGAUUAAAAUAUAAAAGUAAUUCAUAUAACUAAUCUAAAUAAAUCCUCAUAAAGUUAACAUAGCGGUAAUGAAAAAACAUGUCGGUAAUGAAUAGCAAUGUUUCGGUAGUGAACCCUUCAUAACUAUAUUAAUAGUGAACUACACAAACAAUAAAAUACCCUAGUAAAACAUACAUUUGCAAAUUUUAUUUAAGUUUAUUAAGUCGACAUUCACAAACUGAACAGAAAAAUAGUCCCAUAUUUGCGUCAUAGUGCUUACAGUAACAGCUAUAAGGACUAGGAAGUGAAUCGGAAGUGUCUUGCUGAUAAACAGGUAGGGAGUGGUUCAGAAAUAGUACAAACUGAAGUAAUAUUCAUUUAAAAUAAAUGGACAACAUUACAAUAGUGCUAUAGUGCACUGUUUAAAAGUGUUCAUAUUUGUGAAUUUGUUUGAAGCAAAACAAAUUCACAAAAGACAAUGGGAAACAAUGAGUUUGAUUUAGGGUAAAUGCAAAAGCAAACAAGGCACAGGGAGAAAAAAAGAUAUUGAACUAUAUUCAAAAUAACAGGAGACACAACUGGGAAAUGACUGAAUUAAUGUAUUUUUUCAACUUUGUGCUAGCAAAUUUCUAGUGAUACAACACUGUGUGAAAAAGAAGAAUACAAAACCCCACUCAGAUAAACAGGAAACAAUGCUAGUACACAAGAAAUCACAUAUUUCAUAAGUUUUUUUAAAAAAAAAAUCCUUCUCAUUAACACUGGUAAAUGACAAUGUAAGAGGGCCAUUGUAGAUAGGAAAAAAGAGUAAAUUUCUGCCAAAAAAUGUAAUUUUAUUUUUAAAUGUCAGAAUCUUUCAGAGUUUUGAGUUCAAGAAGUCAAACAAUUUACUACAAAAACCCAUGAAAUUUUGAGAUUAAAAUCAGAAAUUUUUGAGAAACAAAUGUGGAACCUUCUGAGUUUCAAAAGUUACAAAUUUACUUGUAUAUUCUACAAAAUGUGAGAUUUUUUGGUGGAAAUUUUUUCCAUCCUUUGUUUCUAUUUACAGCUGCCUUAAUAUGCCAAUGUAGCUAAUAAUUCAUUGGACUUUCUUUUUGAACUUGGCCCAGAUUUCUGACACCACACAGAAGUGUCUUGCGGAUGAAGAGGUAGGCAGUGGUUCAGGAAUAAUUUCUUUGAUGUCAUCCAAAUAAUACCACACCUUCUCACCAGCAGAUCUUAUUGAUGGGAUGUAGAAGCGGUUGUCUCCCGCACAGCUCAUUGUCUCAACCUCAUACUGACCACUGGCAAUCUGGAUUAAUGAACCAAAAAAACAUUUAUCAACUGCGUUUUUCAAAGACAAUUUGAUUAUUACAUGAUCAUUACCUCCACAUUACAUGUUGACAAUCUGAAUCCAAUACUUGCACACAUGACUUCCCAUUCUCCACUCAGUCUUAAACCUACCUGUGUUACUGUGCAAGUAUAGAGGUCUCCGUCAUAGUCCACAAGGACCUACUUUGAUGGUCUCUUCAGAUUCCCUUUGAGUGAAAACGAACUCCUUUGGGGAGAAGCAGUCACAAGAGUGACCACAGAAGCAGGAGACCUCUCGAGAUCUAAUAUUUCCUGGUUCAGUAGCAACAACCUGUGGAGACAUUAUGUUUAGUUUUAUCUGCAAAAACAUGAAAAGGUCAGGUCUAUAUAACAUUUUUUGUAAUUUUUCACACCCUAGCUCUUGAUUCCGCCCUCUUCUGUCCACUUCCUUUUGCGCCUCAUAUUAGGUGAUAUCAAUUAGCAUAAGAAUUUAGCCUAAAAAAAUGUAAAGUGUAAUAAACAAUAACAUUACAGUGUAAAUAACCUAUACAUUUAUCUAUUUAUUAUUGAAAAAUGACACUGUAACCUUAUUUCUCAUUACCGCAACAGGCCUCAGAUUACGCGGUAAUGAAAGUUACGCAUUACGGUAACGAACGACAUCCACAUGAGCUGGCUUAAAAUUCUAGCAUGUCGUGAUGACUUAGUUCAACUUUUCUCACAAACAGUGUGAACUCCCUAACUUCUUCUGUACAAGAAAGUAUCUUAUUAAUAACUUUUUAAGAACAUGAGGUAUUAUACUUUACGGUAAUGAUCACCUAUAGUGUAAAAAUAGGCAUAUGGAAGGAGAAGCUUAACAGUUAUCAUGAUCAAAAGAUGUCAAACAAUCUUACCUUGUAGCCAUCUUUUGUCUUCUCUUCUUUGUGGUGCAUCAUGGGUCACAAUAACUUUAUUUAAAAAGAAAGCUGUGAAUAUUACAGGACUUUGAACACGGUAUAGGUAAUGAGAGUUGCACCUCCAGACACUCACUUUUAUUAAAAUAUUCUGAAUUACUUAACAGAAAAUUAUUAUAUAUUAUCAUAUUUUAUUCAUUUAUGUAUAUUUAAACAAAUUUACGAUAUUUUUUUUAUAAAUCUGCUUGAUUAUUUAUAAUGAUAAAUUGAGGCGAAAGCAUUUUUUCCCCCUGAGGACGCAUUAAGGUAAUGAAUUUGCGACUCCAAAAACAGUUAAAAAACAUUAAAAGACUUAUUUUAGUAACUAACAAUGAUCUGUGCCAAAUAUUAGAAAUAAUGAUUGUCCAAAUUAAAGUGUAUUAUUUUGAUUUUUUUAUGAGUAUGCCCCUAAAAUCUUCUAAGACAUUCGAUAGGUUGGGUUCGUGAGAAUCACCCAGUGUGUUCUUUGAAGUAGGGAGGAACAAAUUCUCCCUUUUUGUUUCCAAUCAAAAGUGCUGUGAAUUUAUUGUUGAACUCUCUGUACAGACCUCAUGAUGUUGUUGGUACUCAGAUUAUAGUAAACCAUAAUCACCAUCUGAAGGAUAGCAUGAAGGCUUAUUUUUAGUUUGUUAGAUGUUUAACUAAUCAGUUUUAUUCUGAACUGGUUCCUGAACUGUCACAAGAUUGUGAAUCUGUUAUCAUUGAAACUUAGGUGUAUUAAACACUAAAAUGUUCCCCACCUUCAACUCCUCCUGCUGUUAUCUCUCCUGUAAAGCAAACAGCUGCACUGUUUUGUUGAGUUAUAGCUGCACAUUAUAAAAGAAAUCACAUUCAGAAAAAACCUUCUGAUUCAUUGGCUGCAUCAGCUAAAAGUUUAAACUUCACUUUUUUUUCCUGUUGCGAGAAACAAAUUAAGGCAUCUUAUCAAGUGUGUCACAUUUUGAGUUUUAUAAAGUCUAAGUGUUUGGUUCUCAAAUAUUUUCCAAGUGAAACUGUACACAUGCGCUUCCUAGUGUUUUUAAGAGUAAUAUAGAAUUUUAAUACAGAUUUGUAUUUUUCAAUAGGGCUCAGUUGAGGGGUUAUCUGCAGACAGUCUUACUCAUUGUAAAAAGAAAAAGAAAAAAUACCGUUGUGUAUUUAUUCCGAAUGAAUAAAAAUUAGGGUUUCAAGAAGUCAAUGCCAAAAUGUGACACCAGAGGUUAGCGAAAUCCAAUGAACCCUUGCAGACAAAAAAAGUAUUAAAAUUACUCUGUGUUUUCAGAACAGGACGGAACAUUUCAAAAUACAGCUAACUUUGUUUUUAGUUGGAGAAAGUCUACACUUUCUUUUGUAGCUUGUGAUCAAUAAGCUCUUUUUUAUGUUUACGGAAUCUACCCUAUGUUAAAAAGUAAAGCAGGUAAAUUGCAGUCUUAAUUCCAUAACAAGACUAAAUGUAUUUUGAUUUCAGAUGUGAAAUUUCUGUCCUGUUUCUCUGGUGGAAUAUGUGAUGAAAUUAAACUCUUAUAUAAACAGA
Molecule: messenger RNA, 6705 nt
Organism: Xiphophorus maculatus (southern platyfish)
Lineage: Eukaryota; Metazoa; Chordata; Actinopteri; Cyprinodontiformes; Poeciliidae
Gene: pskh1
Product: protein serine kinase H1
Exons: 4
Coding region: 900-2210 (436 amino acids)
Biological process (GO): protein phosphorylation
Molecular function (GO): protein kinase activity; ATP binding
Source: RefSeq, a predicted model, not a curated record